CCUCCUCAACGAUGCCAGUAUUGUCCCGGCCCUUCUGCAUAUACCAUCUGUUGCGGCCAUGAAGGGGAUUCCCAGCAAUUUGGACACCCUGCUGUGGGUCUACCACUUCCACAGCUCCACCGAGGUGGCCUUACAGCCUCCACUUCUAUCUUCCCUGGAACUUGCUGUGGCCGCAGCUCACGAAUAUCUAGUGCAAAGGUUCAGAGAGCUUAAGUCCCAGGACCCCCUGGAAUCCGACAAGUUACCCACCCAGAAGGCCACCCUAGGAUUGGUGCUAAGAGAAGCUGCAGCCAGCAUGAUAAGCUUUGGAACCACCUUGUUAGAGGUGCAGCUCUGGGAGGCUGAGGGAUGGGGAGAAAAGGGGGAGAGGGCUAGGCCAGCAAAAGCAGAGACCUUUAGCCCGCAUGCCCCAAUGCAGAUCUCGGCCCUGUGGCUGCAGCAGGAGGUGCAGCGACUGGACAGCGGCAACGACUGCCCAGGCCCAGCCCCGGACACUGGGGAUCCUAGUAGGGCGCUGGCCCGUGUAGCCCAGGCCGCAGGGCAGGGGAUUCGGCAAGCUGGAGCGGCAGCUGGCGCAAGUGCCCGGUACCUGAUCCAGGGGGCGUGGUUGUACCUGUGUGGACGAGGUUUGCACGGAUCUACCUCAUCCCUGCCACAAACCCUACGCCAGCUGGGCCUUGGGGUCCCUGGGGAUCCGAGACACUCGGGAGACCUCAAGGUGUCGUCCAGCAGCAGUGAGGAGAAUGAGACAGAUAAUCCAUCACUGUCCCAGUCCAACCCUGUGUCCAAAUAAAAGUCAAGAACG
Mus pahari (shrew mouse) is the source of this 805-nucleotide messenger RNA. It is a transcript of the gene C14H17orf107, whose product is annotated as chromosome 14 C17orf107 homolog. Bases 59 to 793 code for a protein of 244 amino acids. The transcript has 3 exons. The record is from RefSeq and is a predicted model, not a curated record. NCBI's taxonomy places the organism in Eukaryota, Metazoa, Chordata, Mammalia, Rodentia, Muridae.